This is a messenger RNA of Plasmopara halstedii, 2325 nucleotides long. Its product is annotated as adenylate kinase 7-like. Gene Ontology annotation, cellular component: cytoplasm. NCBI's taxonomy places the organism in Eukaryota, Oomycota, Peronosporomycetes, Peronosporales, Peronosporaceae. The record is from RefSeq and is a predicted model, not a curated record. Gene Ontology annotation, molecular function: AMP kinase activity; ATP binding. Gene Ontology annotation, biological process: nucleobase-containing compound metabolic process. Bases 1 to 2325 code for a protein of 774 amino acids. The transcript has a single exon.
AUGCGCGUUUUCAUCUCGGACCUAGGGUCAUCUCUUUCAACAGAGUUGGCACACAAUUGCCAAGUUGCCGGCCAUGAAGUUGUCGGCACGGUCGUUCGAGAUAAGACAUCCAAAGUGGUCGCGUUGACAAGCCACAUCGAAAGUCAUUCCGUCAACGGGUCCGUAAAUGAAACCGUCGCGGAACAAAGCGAUGCAAUAUCGUGGCGCCGACUUAUGCAGCAUGCCGAUGUCGUCAUAGUCACUUCGCUGGUAGCCGACCCAAAAUCAGCCAUAGAAAUGAUGAAGGCAUUUGAAAAGCGUGAUACUAUCAUGGAAAAGGAAGGCGACAAAUCAGUUAAACGCUUUAUCGCAGUAUCUUCUGUGCUAUCGUGGAGCAAAAACUCACCAUAUUCAGCUUCGGGGAAUUAUUGUGCGCAUACUGAGGACGAAUUCAAGUUACGACGCCCUGCGCGAAUAUUUGCAGAGCUAAAAACUGCCGAGACUCAAAUUUUGAGUGCACAUCGGACAGCAGCAUUCGAAACCUAUAUCGUCGGAGCUGGACUCAUAUAUGGUGGUGUUCAGUCCCCGAUACAAAUGAUAUUUCGCGAGGCUUGGCUGCAUCCAGACCAGCCUCUUCUCGUUCCAAGUCUUGCCGAAAAAGCUAAAAACACCAGUCAAGGUUGCAAUUUUUUGCCCAUGAUUAGUCUUUAUGACUUGGCACUGCUUAUUUUUCGUUUGGCCAUCUCACCAUCACCGCCUUCGAAAACGUACUUGCUUGCAGUAGAUAAGGCUAGCGCCAAAACAAACCUGCGUGACAUAUGCCGAGGAGUUAGCAUAUUGCUGGGAUCAGGACGACUUCGCGAUCGGGAGGAUUCCAUUGGUGCUGUUGAUAUUGAAGCUGAUACCUUUCUAUUGGAUGAAGAUGAAAAACUUUUGGCUUCGCUUCAACUGCAUUUGUGUUUCGAUACUUCCGCAGGGGCUAUGCAUACGUUAGUGGCAGCUGAAGAGUGGCACCACUAUUCAAGCGGCUUAUUAGGAAAUUUGGAAUUUUUCGUCCAUGACUUCAUAAAAUGUAUGGAUCUGCGUCCUUUGCGUACUGUCAUUCUUGGGGCACCUCGAGUUGGUAAGACUUUGCUUAGUCAGAGGCUAGCAAAAGAUUAUCAUCUACCAUAUCUGUCUCCAACGACACUUCUACACGAACUUUUUGUUUUCGAGAUUGACGCGACGCAUUCGAUUCCACCUGAGGCAAAUCAAUCUGAUUUAAAGACCUCACGUGAUAAUGAAGAGAUAAAAAGUCUGCGGAAAGAAUUGCAACACUGGGCUCCAACUUGCCAAAAUAGUGCUGAGCUCCCAGAGGAUGGGCUGAUAAAAUUACUACGCUGGAAGCUUUGUAGCCCUGCAUGCCGUAACCAAGGUUACGUGCUGGAUGGGCUUCCAAUUUCAUCGGCUCAGGCAUGCCGAAUUUUCUUUGACGAGUCUACUUUCAAAGAUGACGGGGAAGGGGAUGCAAUUGAGGUCAAAGAAAAUGAGUCAGUAAGCAUAGUCGAUGAAGCAGAUGGUCUCAAUGAAAAGAGUAAUGCUGAGGCAAUUGCUCAUAUCCCAGUUGAAGAUGUCGACGCUUUACUGGUGUCGUUGAAGCCACGACAGCGCGUUGAAAUACCAAAUCGAGUGAUAGUGCUAAACGCUUCUCGUGUGAUAUUAGAAAUGCGCGCGCAAAUGUUGACAGAGUCUGAAGCUAAACUAACUGGAAAUACCGAGGACACAUUUGCUCGACGUUUUGACGAGUUCGAGAUAAAUAUUGAAGCAGUAGAGGAGAUUUUUGAAAAGUCGAAGCCGCAAUGGGAAGCAGAUGAGGCUGGAUCGAACCCGACAACAGAUGGCGUGGAAGUCCUAGAAAUCACUUUACAGGAUGAGCUCGAAUAUUGCGACGAUGCAUCGUUUGCUGGGCCCAUUAAGCGAUACAUGGAGCAAGGAGGGCGCACACCGUUCAACUUCCAUCCCACACCGGCCGAAGUGCGCGAGCAGCAACGAGUCAGGGAGUUACAAGUACAUGAAGACGAAGCUCGCGCGGCGCAACGCAAUCAUGAGUUUGAUGCACAAAAUGAAGCGCUCCAGCAGGUAAGGCUUGCGCGAGAACGCGCAAGACUUGAUCUUGUGCAACGUGAAGAGGCCGAGCUUUUAGAAAUGCGUGCUCAACCAUUGAGGGCAUACCUAAUGGAUACAGUGUUGCCAGCACUAACUGAAGGAAUUCUGGAAGUUGUUCAAGUGCAACCCUUGGAUCCAGUUGAUUAUUUGGCCGAGUUUCUGUUUCGCAAGGGCCAGGAGCUAGACGUAGAGACUAGCUAA